GCAUCAUCUGCAGAAGCCGGUCCUUCGAACGUUACGGCAUCACCAUCUACUUCCACUGAUCAUACUGAGAACCUUGAAAUGAGCAACGACGACAUCGUGACCUACCUUACGUUCCCAAUACCCCUCUGCAUUACGCCAACUCAUGCCCUCGAACCCAUUAAUAUCGGUCAUAGAAUACGAUGGAGUAUUCUCAUCCUUAAUCUCGACGGUCACACGUCCGAGCUGCGUUGUUCUCUUCCUUUUCACCUUCUUGAUCAUCGGCUACUGAAGGAAGCUCGUUCGCAUAGGCGUCUUCUCCUUGGCGGUCCUAAAGUCGCACCAGAAGAUAUGGAGCUUCCGAGUUACACAGCGCACGUCCGGGAGGGACCAGGACCGCGCAGCGAACAUGUUCCUUCCUGAGAGCGCCACAAUGCGGGUCACCAACCCGUGGGUUACUUUACCAGUCUGAUGAACGGCGGGAUUGACAGACGAUGUCAUCG
Molecule: messenger RNA, 479 nt
Organism: Desarmillaria tabescens
Lineage: Eukaryota; Fungi; Basidiomycota; Agaricomycetes; Agaricales; Physalacriaceae
Exons: 1
Coding region: 79-399 (106 amino acids)
Source: RefSeq, a predicted model, not a curated record